GUAGCCCCUGAGCUCCUUCGGGCACACGAGGACGCGGAGAUUGUGCGUUACUCGUUUAGCAAGAAGGGGCAGGUCACGUCCAGGGAGGUCUCGUGGUCCUGGGACGUGGGCUCUGCCCCGACCAGCCUCUCCGUCGCCUUCGGAGAGUGGGCGGCUGCUGCAGAGGGCACCCUGGUCGGCAUCCACGGCAUCGGCCAAGCUGACCUGGCCCGUCAUCUCGGCAGAGGAGAGGGGCCGAGGCUGACCCUCAAGCCGCUCAGCGCCCUUGUCAGGCGGGAGGCCAGGUUCAGGUUCAGCCUCCUCACGCACCGCCUGAGGAGUUGCCUCGACGUGGCCCUCCAGCGGCUGCGCGCGGAGAGCUCGGGCCGAUUGCACCCUCGGCAUGCCGACUGGUACGAGCACCAGGCCGAGCUCAGGGCGCAGCUCUUGCGGGAGGCGGUGCAGGAGGCGGACGACUCGGUCGGUCAGGGUCUUCCUGGUGCUGCGCCUGAGAGGUUGAGCGACCUGGUGUACCAGGCGGGCGUCCGCGGCAGUCCUGAGGCAGUCCGUGACCUCCAAGGGCUGCUCUAUGCUUCGCAGCGCCGCGAUGCGGCUCAGAGCGCCCAGGCCUGGCGCAGCUGGGCCCAGACAGCGGUCGAAAAGGGCGGCCGCCUGGCCCACCGCUUCUCGAAGGCGACGCCCCCGCCGACGGUCAGGGAUGCCGACUCGGGCAGGAGGCUGGCGGGUAUGGCAGCGAUUGGCGAACUCACGAGGGUCUGGCAGAAGCUUUGGCUCCAGGACGGGUUUGCCUCGGGCGCAGGGGCCAGCAGCUGGGAUGUGGGCGAGUGGCAGUUGCCCCCCAUCUCGCUGGAGCAGCUCCAGGCAGCCUGCAAGCGCUACAGCCCCUCUGUGGGCCUCGGGUGCGACUCCCUGCACCCUCGGCAGAUCCUCCUUCUGCCAGUGGCGCUGCAGCUGCGCAUCCUGGACAUCCUGGCGGCCUACGACGAGGCCGCGAGCCUCUUCCUGGACAUCAGCAAGUUCUACGAGCACGUGCGGCACGACGUUCUCUGGGCGAAUGCGGUACGUUUCGGGUUCAACCUCAGGUUGCUGCGCGGCCUCCUCACGUCCUACCAGGCCCCUAGGAUGAUCCUCGCGGCGGGCAUGGCCUCCCCCGCCUUCGGCACUACGGGAACGGUGCUGGCUGGGUGUGCGUGUGCGACAGCAGUUGCGAAGCUCCCAGUUCUGGGAGCCCUCCUGGCAGCGGGGGCGACGAGCCCGUUGGUCACGCCGAGGAAUGUUGUCGACGAUAUUUCUCUCCAGGCGGUCGGCACGGCUCGGCUCGUGAAGCUGCAGAUGGUGGCCGCCAGUUGUGAAGUGGUCCGACAGCUGCGUGAGCAGCACCUCCCACUCAACGAGAGUAAGUCGGUCUUCCUGGCCUCGUCGCCGCAGCUCGCCAAGGAGCUCUCUGAGGCUUGGGCGGAGCAUGGCUUUACCUUCAAGAGGGGACUUCAGGCGAGGAACCUCGGCACCGACGCCAACAUCACUCGUCGUGGAGUUCAUGAAGGAGCUGUGCGUGCGGUCAGCGGCCUUCGCCGAGGACGCAGGCUAGGGGUGCUUCGCUCAGCUGGCGCGGUCACCGAGAGGGUUCAUCGUGCUGGGCCCACCGCGGCGAUGCUGUGGGGGCGCACUGUCACUGGCGUACCUGAUAGGGAGCUGCAUACGUGGCGCCUGGCGGCGAUACGCUCAGCUGGGAAGUUCCCUAAGGGCGCCUCGCUCGGGCUGAGACUCAGAGUGGUGGAGGUCAUGAAGUCCACCGAUCUCGACCCGAGCCCCGCGCUGCUUCGUGCCGCGGUGCAGAUGGCGGCCAGUCUCCUCCAGUCGGGGGAGGUCCCGCUGCGCAUGUUCGAGUCGGCAGUGCAGGAGGCAGUGCAGAGGCAUGCUGGGGCAGCAGCCCCUUGGGUGCACUGCCGCACGCCGGUGGAUGCCCUGGCCCUCUCGCUCUCCAGGGUUGGCUGGAGGCUUGUUCUCGGGGCCCGCCUCGCAACCGACGACGGCCAUCUCCUGGACCUGCGCAUGUUGGGGCCGCGUGAGCUGGGCCUGCUGGCUGCUGCAGGGGCACGGCGCGCGUCGGACAAGUCGGAGCUGCCCGCCUCGGCCACGGGGCGCUCCCCCAGCGUGACUCUACCUCUGACCGCCUUCGGCGCUGUGCGCAUCGUGCACGCGGCCGUGGCGAAGAGGACAGACGCCAUGUCAGUCAUGUGGUGCAAUCGCCCUGCUGACGGUCUUCUCGGGGGGCGGCUCUAUCUGGAUGGGUCGGCGCUCGACCCUGAGCACGAGAGCCUGCGGCGUGCGGGAUGGAGCAUCGUGCAGUGCGACUCCGACGGCAACAUGGAGUGCGCGGUGUACGGCAGCGUGCGCCAGGACCUCUGCCCGUUCCAGACGGCGAAGGACGGCGAGGACUUCGCGGUCUGGAUGCUGUCUCGCUUCCUGGGCCCGAGCGUUGACGAGAUCCUCAUCGACUGCGCGUCCACGGUCAGCUGCCUCACGUUGGGUAAGAAGUACGCGACGGCAGCCAAUAAGCCCAACGCCCACCUCUGGGAGGGGAUCUACGCGUCGCUAGACGUGGACACGCUCAAGGUGACCAAGGUCGCGGCCCACUGCACCGCCAGAGACGUGAUGGAUGGCAAGAUCACGGAGGCGGACCUCCGUGGCAACGGACAUGCAGACCGCUGGGCCAAGGCGGGGGCGGAGCUCCACCGUACCAGCCCAGCUGCCAGGCGCGAGUUCUUUGGCACGAUGGAGGUGGUGAGGGAGCUCUCGUGCUGGGUGGCGCAAGCCUCCCUCAUCUGGCAGGGGAUCAAGGUCAAGGACUGCGAGGGCCUCCCCGAGGGCAGCGAGCGGGCGGCCGUUUCCUUCGCAGUGCCAGUGGUGGAGCCCGCCAGCAGCCGCCCUCCCGACCCGUGUUCGAGCGACGGGUGGGCUUCGGCGGCGAGCGCUGGUGGCGUCUCCCUCGGGGCGACGGCCUUCGUCGUCGUCGGCCACGUCCUGGCCUACGCCAAGUGCGGGGAGGGAGCCGCCGAGCAGGAGCUGAUGGCGUGCACCCACUGCGGGGCGUACGCGCGGCUGGGCGGGCGAUCAGGUGCGGCGCCCAAGCUCAAGGAGCAGUGCCCUGGUUCGGCUGGGCUUCCCAAGGGCAGGAGAGACCAGAAGGCGCGCUGGCUGCAGGGGCGGCACCCUGCUGGCACGCCCCACAGCGGCAGCAAGAGGGUCGGGGCGUCCGUGCCCAGCUUGCGCAAGGAGGACGUUGUGCCGAUGGCCGCCAGGGCGCGCUUCCUGGAGUGGCUGGGUGUCCGCCCCGAUGAUGCACCUGGCGGCGUGGCCGCCGACGCCGGCCGAGGGCCCCCCAGCGGCGCGGCGGCAGCAGGUGAGGCGGAGGCUGAGCCCCUGGCGCCUGACUCCUCGGGGACCUCGAGGGAGGCUUGGCUGAGCGCCUACGGGCUCGACGAAGCGAGCCUCCUUGAGUGGUCAGCCGCAGCAGAGACGGCGCGCGAAGACAGGCGCAAGAGACGCCGUCGCGCUGAAGGUGACGAAGGGGAGUGA
This is a messenger RNA of Prorocentrum cordatum, 3579 nucleotides long. The record is from the annotation of a GenBank genome assembly. NCBI's taxonomy places the organism in Eukaryota, Dinophyceae, Prorocentrales, Prorocentraceae.